This is a messenger RNA of Mesoplodon densirostris (Blainville's beaked whale), 6011 nucleotides long. RefSeq names its product POM121 transmembrane nucleoporin C (gene POM121C). Gene Ontology annotation, cellular component: nuclear pore. NCBI's taxonomy places the organism in Eukaryota, Metazoa, Chordata, Mammalia, Artiodactyla, Ziphiidae. The record is from RefSeq and is a predicted model, not a curated record. The coding region runs from base 10 to 3669 and encodes 1219 amino acids. Gene Ontology annotation, biological process: RNA export from nucleus; protein import into nucleus. The transcript has 13 exons. Gene Ontology annotation, molecular function: structural constituent of nuclear pore.
GGAGCCGCGAUGUCUCCGGCGGCUUCGGCGGCUGGAGGAGGCGACCGACGGCGGCCGUUAGCGAGUGUCAGGGACGGCCGGGGCCGGGGUUGGGGCUGCGGCGGGCCGGCCGGGUUGGUGCUUCUCGUCCUGUCGCUGCUCGGCCUCGUGCUGUACCUGGUGCCGGCGGCGGCUGCGCUGGCCUGGCUGGCUGUGGGGGCUACCGCGGCCUGGUGGGGACUGAGCCGCGAGCCCCGGGGUUCGCGCGCCUUCUCGCUGGUUCGGAACGCCAGGCGUCAGCGAACACUACUCCUCUCGCCUCCGGCCAAGUCGGCAGUAAAUGGAAAUCUUCUAGAGCCGCGGAGCCUGUUGGAAGGACCCGACCCCGCUGAACUGCUCCUCUUGGGCAGUUACCUGGGCAAGCCCGGCCCCCCGCAGCCUGCCCCCGCCCCGGACAGCAGGGACCUGCGGGAGAGGCCGGGCCGACGCCCACCCGCCCGCACCGCGCCGCCCGCUCAGUCGGCGCAUCCCCGUGGUGUUCAAGUUCACCCCUUCCUCCCCACUCCUCUCCUCCGAUCCUCUAGGAGGCCUUCCCACCGAGAUUGUGGGACUUUAUCACAUCGGUUUGUAAUAACACCUCGAAGAAGAUAUCCAAUUCAACAGACCCAGUAUUCCUUGCUGGGGGUACUUCCCACAGUGUGCUGGAGUGGUUACCACAAGAAGACUGUGCUCUCUGCUCGUAAUUCCAAAAUGGUGUGCAGCCCAGUGACAGUGAGGAUUGCUCCUCCAGACAGCAAAUUGACUCGUUCUCCGAUACGAGAGCAAAUUAUCAACUCAACACUGUCCUCACCAUCAAUUAGUGCCCCAGACCCAUGUGCAAAGGAGACCGUACUGAAUGCCCUCAAAGAGAGGAAGAAAAGGACAGUGGAGGAGGAAGACCAAAUAUUUGCUGAUGGCCAGGAAAAUAAAAGAAGGCGCCAUGAUAGCAGUGGGAGCGGACAUUCAGCAUUUGAGCCCCUGGUGGCCAAUGGAGUCCCUGCUUCUUUUGUGCCUAAGCCUGGGUCUCUGAAGAGAGGUCUCAAUUCCCAGAGCUCAGAUGAUCACUUGAAUAAGAGAUCCCGUACCUCUUCUAUGAGCUCCUUGACAAGCAUGUACACAGGUGGCAUCCCUAGCUCCAGCCGCAAUGCCAUUACCAGUUCUUACAGUUCUACUCGAGGUCUCUCUCAGCUGUGGAAGAGGAGUGGACCCAGUUCAUCUCCCUUCUCUAGCCCAGCCUCAUCCCGCUCCCAGACACCAGAGCGGCCAGCAAAGAAAAUAAGAGAAGAGGAGCUUUCUCAUCAUUCUAGUUCUUCAACUCCAUUGGUAACAGACAAGGAGUCCCAGGGAGAAAAGGUUGCAGAUAAAACCACAUGGAAGAAACAGAACUCGUGGAGUUCCCCAUCAACACCUGGCAGCUCUGGGCAGCGUAAACGGAAGGUUCAGUUGCUGCCCUCCAGGCGAGGGGACCAGCUGACCUUGCCUCCACCUCCCCAGCUUGGUUAUUCAAUCACUGCUGAAGACUUAGACUUGGAAAAGAAAGCUUCUUUACAGUGGUUUAACAAGGUCUUGGAGGAUAAGACUGAUACUGCCUCAAACUCUGUCACUGAGAACCCACCUACCAGUCAGUCUUCUUUCACUUUUACCCUGCCUGCUGCUGGGACUGCUUCAUCCCCAACCUCCCUCCCAGCCCCAAGCACUAACCCACUGUUGGAGAGCUUGAAGAAGAUGCAGAAUUCCCCAGGCCUACCAUCCCUCCCCGAAUCUGCUGGCGUGGCAACCACUGUGGCCCAUUCGCCUCCGAAGACACCCAGCCCUCUGGCCCCUCUGGGCUCUUCAGAGUCAGCACCCCUUCCAGGCACCUCCUCAGACUCCAAAUCCACCACUGCUUUCUUGGAGCUGACCCCUGCUUCUUCCCCAGGACCAGUCACUGACGCCAAGUCGCCUCCAGACCCUCAGGCUGAGACAUCUGCCAAAUCGCAAGCCCCGUCCGCCCCAUCUCCCAGCCCCAAGCAGAGUAUUCUGUUUGGAAUGCUGAGCACCCCUCCUGCUGACCCUCCUGCCUCUGCGGCCCCUGCUGUGUCUUCAGCAUCUCCCAUGUUCAAGCCCAUUUUUGUGGUCCCACCUAAAAGUGAGAAUGAGGGCCCCUUGCCCUCUAGCCCUUCCAAGGUCACAGCCGCGGCAUCUUCCAGCUCAGCCGUCCCCAUGACGACCAGCAGCCCACCCCUCACUUUCAAGCCUAUCUUUAGCAACAUGGGGCCACCUGCAUCUGUGCCCAUGUUAACUCCUUUCUCCUUCAAGCAAACAGCUACUCCAGCCACUACCGCGAGCGCCCCUCUCUUCAGCGGCCAGGCUGGCACCACCUCUGCAGUGGUGUCCAUGACCACAGCCAGCACCUCCGCAGACUCUGCUCCGAAGCCCGCCUUCAGCUUCGGUGUGUGCACCGUGACCAGCACCCUGAGCAGUGCGACUAGCACCACCGCUUCCGCCUCCCAGCCCUUCCUCUUUGGGACUCCCCCUGCUUCCGGUGCCAGCUUCACCCCAGCUGUGGGCCCCAUAUUCCAAUUUGGCAAGCCCCCCGCCAUGCCCGCUUCCACAGCAGUUGCCACCUUUGGCCAGUCCCUUCCCAGUGCCGCCCAGACCGCCCCCAGCAGCAGCAGCAGCGGCGGCAGCAGCACGGCCAGCUUUAGUGGCUUCGGCAGCACCCUCACCGCCUCAGCCCCAGUCAGCAGCAGCCAGCUCACGCUGACGUUCAGUAGCGCCACCGCCCCAGCGUUCAACAUUCCCUUCGGCUCGAGCGCCAAGCCGCCUCCCCCGUCCUACCCAGGAGCCAACCCCCAGCCCGCCUUCGGGGCUGCGGAGGGGCAGCAGCAGGGGCCUGCCAAGUCGGCCCUCGUCCCCAGCUUCGGCAGCUCUUUCACUUUCGGAAACUCUGCAGCCCCGGCCCCAAGUGCGGCUCCAGCGCCAGCCCCGGCCCAGCCAGCCUUUGGUGGCACCGCGCAGUCGGCCUUCAGUGGUCUGAAGGCCACGGCCUCUGCCUUUGGCACCCCUGCCAGCACCCAGCCAGCCUUUGGCGGCACCACAGCUGCCUUCUCCUUCGGUGCAGCCACCACCUCUGGCUUUGGAGCUACAACCCAGACCGCCAGCAGUGGGACCAGUAGCUCAGUGUUCGGCAGCACGACACCGUCGCCCUUCACAUUUGGCGGACCGGCAGCCCCAGCCGGUGGCGGGGGCUUUGGGAUCGGUGCGGCCACCCCAGGCACCAGCUCUGCCUCUGGAGCGUUCGGCUUUGGAGCAGGACAGAGUGGGACCACUGGCAGCACGACCCCUUUCGGGGGAGGCUUGAGUCAGAACAGCUCAGGCGCGCCCAGCCAGAGCACACCCUUUGCCUUCAACGUGGCCAGCACGCCGGACAGCAAACCUGUGUUUGGAGGCACCUCCACACCCGCCUUUGGUCAGAACACCCCUGCCCCUGGGGUGGGCGCAUCAGGCAGCAGCCUCUCCUUUGGGGCAUCCUCAACACCCGCCCAAGGCUUUGUCGGAGUUGGACCUUUCGGAUCGGCGGCCCCCUCCUUUUCCAUUGGUGCGGGAUCCAAGACCCCAGGGGCUCGACAGCGACUGCAGGCCCGAAGGCAGCACACCCGCAAGAAAUAGCCUUUGCCCCUGCCCCCCCACACCCCCGCCACCCUUGCCCAAAUCUGGACCUCAGCACCUGCUAGGAAGAGCCUCUGACCCUUCCAGUUCCAUAACACAGACCUGCCCCAGACCUCUGGCUUCGGCCACCAGGGAGGUGGUAGCAGCCCCAGGGGCUGUUUCCCUCUUCCAGGAAGCAAAAGCCUCAGGCCUCUCGAGCUAGAAGGGGGAGGCAGGAUGUGGCAGGGCAGAAGCCUAUUACUACCUUACUUGAACAGUUCCACUGGUGAGGCUGGAGAGAACUAAAGAAACAUCUGUACAUAUCGUCUGCUGCCUUCCCUGACUCUCGUUUAGUGUAUGAGCUUGGUCAGGCGGCCUCCCUUCCCGCCUUUUUCCUGAGAGCCAACUUUUUUUUUUUUUUUUUUUUUGCGGUUCACGGGCCUUUCACUGUUGUGGCCUCUCCUGUUGCGGAGCACAGGCUCCGGACGCGGGCUCAGCGGCCAUGGCUCACGGGCCCAGCCACUCAGCGGCAUGUGGGAUCUUCCCGGACCGGGGCAUGAACCCGUGUCCCCUGCAUCGGCAGACGGACUCUCAACCACUGUGCCACCAGGGAAGCCCCUGAGAGCCAUCUUUGCCGGAGGGCAGCAGGUAGAGCCCUCACCCACUUGCAUCUCUGAUACGCAUUUGACGGGAUUGGGGGAUGGAUUAUCCCUAAAACUUUACCUUGCUUGGCUUGGCUAUAAAAAGUGGUUCUCCCCCUCUGGUCCCAUUAGGGGACUCUGUUUCCCCAUUUUUUGCUGCUUCAUCCCUUACUGGUUCCUUGCAGGAUCGAUUCCAUUUAAAAUGAUCCUGCCUCUAGCUUUGCCUUCGGAGACCCCAGUGGGCGCUGCUCCUGCUGUUCCACUUCCUCCUGCCAAGUCCGAGCCGGUGUUUCAUCCCCGACACUCUGCCAGUUUGGCCCCUAAAAGCUUGGUGGCUCAAGACUGUUAGCCUGGCAGACCCAGUGGUGAUACCUUCCCCAGGAGAGGGAAGCUCCUGGAGCAGGCAGGACGCCCCCACUGCUUUCAGCUGCCUCCUCGCCCACCGUCCCGUUGGCCUCACUGGGCUCGUCUGCCUCUCCGGGAUUGUAUGUCUAAAGCCUUGUCCUGUGUUAUUUUGUCUGAUGCUCACGUCUGUUGCUCUUUGAAUCGAGUUUGGAGGAAGAACUGAAUUGUAUGAGUGGCGGCAUGUUGGUAGUGCCGGACUUUAACUGUUUCUCAAGUUCCUGGGGCCUCGCUAAUUGAAUGUGGAAAGUAGCACCACUUUACGGCUACAAGUGCCGAGUCUUGAAUUUUCAAAUGGUGUUUUGACUUUAAGGGCUGGCAGCCCAAGGAGGAUGGGUCUGAGGGGAAGCAAAGGCCUUUUCCCUCUGCUGUUUCUUUCCCACCUGCCUAACUUCACUGUAGGCUAGGUCACUUGUAGUACAUAUUAGAAACCCUAAAUUAAUGAACUGCAGUUUAAAAUUGUGUCUUACUUCCUCCACCCCUUCCUUCCUUCUUCCUUGGCUCCAAAACCACAUACCCCAGGCCCAAAAGCCUUGCUGCCAUGCCCAUCCUCUUUGGGAGAAGUAUGAAUGCGUGUGUCUAAAUUAAAAGGAAAAAUAUUUAAACAUUUUUUAACAAAAUAAAAAUUUAUUUUUGUAUUUAAGCUAAAUUGCCUUUUAAAUUCCUUCAAGCUUGGUUCAUUGAGGUGGUUAAGUAUAAAUGCUAUUGACUAGAAAUUUAGCUGUAUAGUUAAGUUAUGCCUGUGUGAAGAAGAGGCUCAAAUGCUGUCCCAGGCAGCUUUCCUGAGGGACUAGAGCUCCUUCCGGAAACACAAAAUGUAACUCUUAUUUUCUAAUGUGAUGUAGAUGUAACUAGUCCCCCUCCCCUUGGUGAAUGAGGGUGAAUGUUGUGUGGCAGGGGACUGCGCCUCCCCAGCCCCAAGGAGAGCUGUUAGUACUUAACUGUUGUGUGUGGAGCUGAGCAGGGACCGGAGCCUCAGACACCUGCUAGGAUUGGAGGGGGGUGGGGCGCGGGUCUAGAAAUCAAGCUUCUGCCUAUACCUUACAUAAGGUAGCCCCUCUCAGCUUAGUACUCGCAGCUAGUUUACCUCAGUUCCACAGGCAGGACAGUUGAUCCAGGAGCCCCCUGAAGCGGGCGUCCUGGCGCAGCCUGAGCGUGAGUGCGGGUGUGGACGCAUACGUGCACUGGACAGGGACGGGAGGCUGGGACUUUCCAUUACAAAUAAAGACUGAAUUCCUGUGAGUCUAGUUGGAAUUUUUAGUAUGAACGUGAGAUUGUUCUCCUUGCUUAUGUUAUUAAAAAAAACUGUGAUCUAUCGUA